Molecule: messenger RNA, 2294 nt
Organism: Pyrgilauda ruficollis (rufous-necked snowfinch)
Lineage: Eukaryota; Metazoa; Chordata; Aves; Passeriformes; Passeridae
Gene: CDCP2
Product: CUB domain containing protein 2
Exons: 7
Coding region: 243-1844 (533 amino acids)
Source: RefSeq, a predicted model, not a curated record
AGCACAUCUUUCCCACCAAACCCAAAGGCUUGCUUACCUUCAGCUGAGAGCAUCCAAGAGCCUGGGCGAGAAGUAGCGUGAGCCAGCAUGGAAGAACGUGGCAAUUCUCCAAGGCCUUAGCAGAUAGACAGCUCCAAAAGGAUGCUCGGGCACUGGUGAGGGGAGAUUUGCCUGCUGGAGGAUGGGGUGCACAGGGCUGGGCUGUCUGGCAGCUCUGGCCGUGCUCUGCAGGGCUCUCGGGGAUGCUCCCAGCAGAGGCUUCCCCUGGAAAGGGGACAUCACACCCCCUUCUGUGUCCCCCAGGCAUCAAAUGUGGGGGAGUACUUUCAGCACCCUCUGGCAAUUUCUCCAGCCCCAACUUCCCGGGGUUGUAUCCCUACGAGACAGAGUGCACAUGGCUCAUCGUGGUGGCCGAGGGCUCCUCCGUCCUGCUCUCCUUCAGCCACUUCGAGCUGGAGUACCACGACACCUGCGCCUACGACUACCUCCAGGUCUACAACGGGGCUGCCCGGGACCGGGGCAACCUCCUGGGCACCUUCUGUGGCCACAGCCCCCCGCCACCCUUCUCCUCCGCCUGGCACGUCAUGGCCGUGGUCUUCCGCUCCGACCGGCACGUGGCCAAGCACGGCUUCGCCGCUGCCUACAGGAAAGACGCCUGCGGUGGGCAGCUGACGGGGCUCUCUGGGGAGAUCUCCAGCCCCCGCUACCCCGAGAGUUACCCCAACGAUGCCGAGUGCCGCUGGAGCGUCGGGGGGGCCAGCGGUGGUGGCCCCCUCACCCUGGUGUUUGCUGACUUCCAGAUGGAGGGGGGCCAGGGCUGUGGCUUUGACUACGUGGCCCUUUUUGAUGGCCCCAGCGUCACUGCCCCCAGCCUGGGACGUUACUGCGGCAGCGCCCGCCCGCCCCGCACCGUCUCCUCCACCCCACACCUCCUCAUCAUCUUCAAGUCGGACUUCAACAUCGGUGGCAGGGGCUUCAAGGCCCAUUUCUACUCGGGGGAGUGCCAGGAGGUGUUCACCACCAUCAAAGGGAAUUUCUCCAGCCCUCAGUACCCCAACUUCUACCCCAACAACCUCAAGUGCCAGUGGAGCAUCCAGCUGCCUCCGGGCUACCGGGUCAAGGUCUUCUUCCUGGACAUGGAGCUGGAGGGCCGGAGCAGCCUGACAGGUGGCUGUGACUAUGAUCACUUGUCUGCCUUUGAUGGUGGCACCGAGAACGGAUCCCUGCUGGGCCGGUGGUGUGGGCGGGAGAGCCUGGCACCCGUCACCUCCCGCACCAACCGGCUGCUCCUGGUCCUCCACACCGACCGCAACACGGCCAAGAGGGGCUUCUCCAUCUCCUACGUGGGAGUUGUGCCCAUGAACGUCAGCUGCACCCGGACAGACUUCCACAUCCAGAUCCCUGUGCAGUCCCUGGCCCAGCUGGAGAGGAAUAGGAUUUAUUUGGGGACCCCCUCCUGUGCAGCCCAGGUGGUUGGCAGGAACUUUAAAAUACACACCAGGUUCGACACCUGUGGCACUGAAUCCCAGAGACGCAACAACACAUCUGUCAUCGUCAGCACCCUCUACAUUGAUUUUUCAGUGGGAGACCAGGAGGACAUCCACCAGUACGAGGUGCAGUGUGAGCCAAAGAGGAAGGAAGCCUCAGUGACCCUUAUUGCUGGCCCUGAUCCAUCCAGGCUCAGCCAGGCAGAAAACCUGGUGGAUGCCCAGAAGUGGGAGGGGGAAGCGAUCGAUGGCCGUGAAGUCAAGAGCCAGGACACCAGCGACAUCGUCUUCAUCAGCAUCUGCAUCCUGGCUGGGCUCCUCAUGGUCAUCGCAGUGGUGGGGCUGGUGCUUCUGUAGGAUGCUCUUUCCAGACCCCAGGGACUGCAGUCCCAGUACUGCCCAGGGCAGAGAGGCGCCCCAAAAUCUGCCCUCACUCCAGGCUGAACCCUAACAUAGCUGCCCAAACAGAGACACAGCUCCCAGGCCCUGAAACUGAGCCUGAACCCAACCUCCACCUUCUCUUAGUGCCUGGAAAAUCUGGGCAAUAGGCAGCCGUUUCUCUUCCCAAUUUGUUUUCCUCUGUCUCAAUCUGUCCAUUUGGCUCAGGAAUGCAAUUCUUAUGCUCCCUAACUCUUCCCACACCUGCUUCAAUUUGUUUUCCCUGUAGUGCUGCUGCUUUCAGGAAAGAAACAUUGUUUGCCGAUGGCUGCAAAUCUUCCUGUCAAUUAUUUCUAGCUGAAUUCUUGGAGGUACAAACCAUCCCCAAAUGUAGCUAUAUUCCCAACAAAUGUUCUCCGUGCUCCCAGC